This is a messenger RNA of Hemibagrus wyckioides, 767 nucleotides long. It is a transcript of the gene clec3ba, whose product is annotated as C-type lectin domain family 3, member Ba. The coding region runs from base 153 to 767 and encodes 204 amino acids. NCBI's taxonomy places the organism in Eukaryota, Metazoa, Chordata, Actinopteri, Siluriformes, Bagridae. Gene Ontology annotation, biological process: biological process involved in interspecies interaction between organisms. The record is from RefSeq and is a predicted model, not a curated record. The transcript has 3 exons. Gene Ontology annotation, cellular component: external side of plasma membrane. Gene Ontology annotation, molecular function: carbohydrate binding.
AUGGGUGUGGUGAUGUGCUGAGAAAGUUCUAGCCUUUCAUUAGGCUCUCCCAGCUCUGAUAUUUUCGGCAUGUUUCACACCACAGCAGAGUUACACAAACCCUUGGAUCUCUCGGUUCAGGAUAGGAUUUAGGAAUCCAGAUAAAAGUAAAUAUGAUCUUCAGAGGUGUUGUAUUGUUACUGUGCAUUGUGUGCUCUACACACUGCCUGCUCGAGCAGAGCACACAGACAAAGGUUGAAACAAAAGUAGAUGUGCUGCUGGAAUCAAACGUUGAUCACAGCGCUGCCAUUGAAGAGCUGAGGAAAAAGAUUGAUGAGAUUGUAAAGGAUCUGAAUAUCCUGAAGCAAGUCCAUGCUCUGCAAUUAGUUUGUCUGAAAGGCAUCAAGGUUCCAGGCAAGUGUUUCCUGGCUAGUUCACAAAAGAAGGACUUCUAUGCGGCGACCAAUGAUUGCAACUUACAGGGUGGCAGCCUGAGCACUCCUGUUACAGGCAAUGAGAAUUACCAGCUCUAUGUCUAUGCACAUGAGACAAUUGGAGCCAGGGAACACAUCUGGCUGGGCAUCAAUGACAUGCUGCAUGAGGGGGAGUGGGUCGAUAAAUCAGGGUCCAGGAUACGUUUCCAAAACUGGGAGACAGAGGUCACCCGUCAGCCUGUCGGAGGCCGCAGCCAGAACUGCGCCUUUAUGUCUGUCUUAGACAGCGGGAAGUGGUUCGAUGAGGACUGCCGUGCUGUGAAAGCCUUUGUUUGUGAGUUCAAUAUUGUCUGA